This is a messenger RNA of Yamadazyma tenuis ATCC 10573, 1773 nucleotides long. RefSeq names its product DNA-directed RNA polymerase III subunit (gene RPC82). Gene Ontology annotation, molecular function: single-stranded DNA binding. Lineage: Eukaryota; Fungi; Ascomycota; Pichiomycetes; Serinales; Debaryomycetaceae. Gene Ontology annotation, biological process: DNA-templated transcription. Gene Ontology annotation, cellular component: RNA polymerase III complex. The record is from RefSeq and is a predicted model, not a curated record.
AUGAUCGCAGAGCUUUCCGAGUCAGCUGAGGGCCAGUCGCCAAUGUCAAACCUCUGGACGAUGGUUACCAAGAACCAUUUGGGACUGGUAGCCGCCGUGGUGGUCUCCACCUUGAUUUCCCACGGUAGACUAACUGCAAAAGAUAUCAGUAAGAAGACCAAGUUCCCUCUUAAAACCGUGAAAACAUCGUUGGUAUCGUUGAUACAGUUGAACUGCGUGUUGUACUGGCAAGAAGGCGAACGGGUGGAUUAUACGUUCCAUGAACAAGGGUUGUUGGUGUUGCUCCACAGCGGACAGAUCAUUAACCAUAUAAGAGAAACAUACGACCACGAAAGUGCUGCCAUCAUCCAGAACUUGAUCCAAAUAGGCAGUAUUCGUGUGGAGGAUUUGGUCAAAGAUGCUGACGUGGACACCAGGUACCUGGUGGAAAUCAAGUUGGCGAAACUUUUCAGUGAUGGAUGGGUAAAACCAUUACAAAAACACGAUUUCAACCCCAUAGAAGACUUGUGGAACCAGAUCUACCAGGCCACCAUGAAGCAGUUGCCACGUUCUGCAACCGUGAGUGAAAUCAAGCGGGUGGCUGAGGCCAAAGAGGCAUCUCGCAUAAAGCUCACCAACUUGGUGGAGAGCUUACCAACUGGAAUGUUUGACAAGAGAGAUGGCAUGAAGGUGUUGAAGCCACAAACGCAAAUAGCCUUUUCUUAUGCCCGGUACCAACGACACACGCGCACAAAUGCCCUUGUGAGCUUGUGUGAAUCCCGUAUAGGCCCGCUCACGGCCUCGGUAUACUCGACCGCAUUGAGUUUAAUCGAGAAAAGCAGCCCUGAGGUGCACCAUUUUCUAACCAGCAUCGAUGGGAUGAUCUUAGAUCCAGAGGAAAUGGUUCGGUUUGAAACCGAACUUGAAAAUAGACUCAUAGACAACAAGGCAAUGGUUUUCAAAGCCCACGACGUGGUGAAGCACUUGCACCCACAGUUGGACUUGGGCAAGAGUGUGUUAACACACAACUUUUUGAAGCCCGAAACCACCCGAAAAAGAGUGGUGAGUUUUGGAGAGAUGGAGAGAAAGUUGAAGAAGCCCAAAAUCAAGAUGGAGAACUUGGAACUGCCUCUCGAACAAGAGGAUUUCGCCGACACCGUGCGCAGCGAAACUGCAUCGUUGGUCAACCACCACCUCAAACUCUUAUCGUCAUCCUCGGCUAUACCGUUCAUUGUGGAACUCAGUCCCGGCACAUUCACAGUGCCGUUCCACAAGCUCAAGCAGAUUGUGUUGGAAUACAACUAUGACGAGGUGAUGAAGAAGACAGUGGGCAGUGACGGGCUACGGAUCUUGCGGUGUAUCAAGCAGAUGAAGCUUGUUGAUGAGAAGACGGUUGCACACUCGGUGCUACUCAAAGAUAAGCUUGUGCGAAACGAGAUCUAUAAGCUUGUGCAGCUCAAUGUGAUUGAAAUCCAGGAAGUCCCCCGAAGCAACGAUAGAGCUGCGUCCAAGACAUUCUAUGCUUAUCGGUACAAGCAGCACACGUCCUUCAAUUUCUUCAAGAACACCCUUGUAUAUAACAUGGCCAACAUUCUCCAUCUCAUCGACCAGUUCAAGGGCGAGCACAAGGUGUUAUUGGAUAAAUGUGAGAGAGAAGAUGUCAAGGGUCAUGAAGCAGAGUUGCUACUCGACAGCGAACUCAGAACUUUAAAAGGGUUAAAAUUUCGUGAGAUCAAUAAUAUGGGGAAGCUCCAUCGGCUUCUCGCGAUGUACGAAAUUUUCAGUCGAUGGUAA